AUGCGGGCCCUUGAUUUCAGCCUUGAUGUUCUCGUUGCAGUGCUGAAAUCAGUGCCUACAGUUAUUUUCGCGCUGUUUGGUUUGGUGUUAUGUUGGUUAUGCAUUCUCGCUGUAUAUAUAUGCUUCUUACGAAUGUCGUUGUGCAUGGGUCGUGAAAGCGUCGAAGGUUUCCAGUUCGAAUGGCCAUUCCCAAAAAAACCGUCACUGUUCUAUAGGUUCUGCUCAAACACUGUACUAACAUCAGUGUUUCUCGUCUCCAAAUUACUUUUCGCUUUCAAUUUGAAUAAAAUAACAGUUGUGAAUAAAGAUAAACUGUUAAGUUUAAUUAGGGAUCGAAGUAGACCGUUGAUCACUGUUGCGAAUCAUCGUUCUAAUUUGGAUGAUCCGUUGCUAUGGACGAUUUUCUCGUUCCGAGAGUUCAUAUCGGGUCGAUCGCGAUUUCGUUACAUUUUAGCCGCCCAUAACAUUUGUUUUACAAAUGCGUGGCAUACAGCAUUCUUUUCAUUAGGACGAUGUGUUCCUGUGGUUCGAGGUAUUGGUGUAUACCAACGAGCUGUUGAUUUCUGCAUCGAUAUGCUAGCCGAAAACAAAUGGGUGCAUGUGUUUCCCGAAGGUAAGGUAACUCCGAAGCCAAUUCGUAUCAAGUGGGGAGUAGCCAGAAUGAUAAUGGAAUCUCCAAUUCCACCAUUGGUUGUGCCAAUAUGGGCUGAGCGUAUGGGUGAAGUUUUCACCUCAGACCCUCCGUUUCGACCUCAUUUUGGCAAGCAUGUUAAUGUGACGGUUGGUGAUGUGUUGGACAUGAAGGAAUACGUGAAUCGAUUCGACGGAAAGACUGAGAUUGAACGGCGAAAAGCGAUUGCUGACAUUGUGCAGGAGCACUUGUUCGCUCUCGGAAGGAAAGUGAACUCGAGCUCGACGCCUUGA
Molecule: messenger RNA, 924 nt
Organism: Anisakis simplex (herring worm)
Lineage: Eukaryota; Metazoa; Nematoda; Chromadorea; Rhabditida; Anisakidae
Source: the annotation of a GenBank genome assembly